This is a messenger RNA of Acanthosepion pharaonis, 1641 nucleotides long. Lineage: Eukaryota; Metazoa; Mollusca; Cephalopoda; Sepiida; Sepiidae. The record is from the annotation of a GenBank genome assembly.
AUGUCCCAGACGUCAUCGACAUCUAAAUCAAUACAAUCGACAAGUUCUUUCUUUCGUUGUUCAGCUGCCAAUGACUUUGCUGGCAAUACGUUUUUUUUUUCCUUCCAUGCUCCGACUUGCUUACCGUCUUUCUUCAUUCGGACUUUUUCUUCUUUUCUUUCUUCAUCAACAUUUCAUAUAUUAAAUUUUAAUCCUCUUACUUUCUGGCAGUCGUUUUGUCUCCUUCUCUCUCUCUCUCACUCUCUCUCUCUCUUUCUCUCUCUCUCUCUCUCUCUCUGUCUUUUUGCGGAAUUUAUUUCUCUGAUACAGUCUUUCUUUUUUGUUUUCAUUCAUUCUUUAUUUCUUCGACCGCCCUGUCUUUCCUUUCUUUGCCGUGUCCAUUUUUGUUUGUUUGUUUGUUUCUUUCUUUCUUUCUUUCUUUUUUCUUUGUUUCUCGCGUCCUGGCUUUCCUUUCUUUGUUGUGUCCCCUUUCUUUUUCUUUCUUUCUUCCUUUUCUUUCUUUCUUUCUUUCAAUCUUUCUUUCUUUCGUUCUUUCAUUCUUUCAAUCCUUCUUUCAUUCAUUCUUUUUUUCUUUCUUUUUUUCUUUCUCGCGUCCUGGCUUUGCUUUCUUUGUUGUGUCCUCUUUUUCUUUCUUUCUUUCUUUCUUUCUUUCUUUCUUUCUUUCUUUCUUUCUUUCUUUCUUUCUUUCUUUCUUUCUUUCUUUCUCGCGUCCUGGCUUUGCUUUCUUUGUUGUGUCCUCUUUUUCUUUCUUUCUUUCUUUCUUUCUUUCUUUUUUUCUUUCUUUCUUUCUUUCUUUCUUUCUUUCUUUCUUUCUUUCUUUAUCGUGCCCUGUCCUUCUUUCUGUGUGAUGUCCUCUUUCUUUCCUUUUUCUUUCUUUCUUUUUCUUUCUUUCUUUCUUUCUUUCUUUCUUUCUUUCUUUCUUUCUUUCUUUCUACGAUACGGUCAUUCAUUCUUUCUUUCUGUCCUUCUUUCUUUUUUUCUUGUUACGCUUCGGUCUCUCUUUCACUGACAUGCUUUGACUUGCCGGUUUUUCUCUCUUGCUGCCUUUCCCUCUUUCUUUCUUUCUUUCUUUCCGUGUUUCUUUCUUGUUGCCUUUCACUCUUUCUUUCUUGCUGCCUUUCCCUCUUUCUUUUUUUUUUCUUUCUGCUAUUCUGUGUUUCUUUCUUGUUGCCUUUCUCUUUCUUUCUUUCUUUCUUUCUUUCUUUCUUUCUUUCUGUGUUUCUUUCUUGUUGCCAUUCUCUCUUUCUUUCUUGCUGCCUUUCCCUCUUUCUUUCUUUCUGUCAUUCCCUCUUUCUUUCUUGCUGCCUUUCUCUCUUUCUUUCUUUCUGCCUUUCUCUCUUUCUUUCUUGCUGCUUUUCCCUCUUUCUUUCUUUCUUUCUUUCUGCGUUUCUUUCUUGUUGCCUUUCUCUCUUUCUUUCUUGCUGCCUCUUCCUCUUUCUUUCUUUCUUUCUGCCUUUCCAUCUUUCUUUCUUGUUGCCUUUCCCUCUUUCUUUCUUUCUUUCUUUCUUUCUUUCUUUCUUUCUCUCUUUCUGUAUUGCUGCCUUUCUCUCUUUCUUUCUUUCUUUCUUUCUCUCUUUCGUUAUUGAUGCUUCUCAGUCUUCAGGUUUUGCUUGUUUACUGUCUUUCUUUCUUACGUAUUGA